UUGUCAGGUAACAUAGCUGGCAGUACGGGGGAAGAACGUACCAUAGUAGUGUAUUUUAUUGUUUUACUCAAAUGCUAAUAAAUAGAAAUGGGAGAAACAAAUCGCAGAGGUAAUAACAUGUACGGACGAGAUACAAUGAACGCCGCUGCUGCACCACUUCACCACCACCACCACCACCACCACCAAACCCAGAUCGACAAUGACGACGACGACGACGUCACCGCCGCGGGUGGUGGAGAUAACCCUACUUCUCACAUUCGCUACGACCAUCAUCCUCACGCGCUUCACAACAACGGCGGCGCGUCAAUGGAUGCUGCUAAUGCGAUCAACGGUGUGGAUAACGCCUUGUAUUGUCCACCUUCGGAUAUUGUUACGGCUGCUGCUGCUGGUGGUGGAGCUUCUGAUCAACUUACGCUGUCGUUUCAAGGCGAAGUUUAUGUUUUCGAUGCCGUUUCACCUGAAAAGGUUCAGGCGGUGCUGUUAUUGUUGGGGGGAUACGAAGUCCCUGCUGGCAUCCCUACUGUUAGUGUGGCUCCCCAAACUCAGAGGGCUUCAGGUGACUUGCCUGGAAGAUUGAAUCAACCGCAAAGAGCUGCUUCUUUAAAUCGUUUUAGGGAAAAGAGGAAAGAACGGUGUUUUGAUAAAAAGAUCCGUUAUACUGUGCGGAAGGAAGUUGCGAUGAGGAUGCAGCGUAAGAAGGGUCAGUUUACAUCUGCAAAGUCAAUAUCUGACGAAGCAGGUUCUUCUUCUGCAGAUUGGAAUGAAGGCUCUGGUCAAGAAGAACAGGAAACAUCAUGUAGACAUUGCGGUAUUAGUUCGAAAUCCACUCCUAUGAUGCGCCGUGGACCAGCUGGCCCAAGGUCUCUUUGUAAUGCAUGUGGACUCAAGUGGGCUAAUAAGGGAAUUUUAAGAGAUCUUUCUAAAGUUCCAACUCCUGGAGCUCAGGACCAAACUGCAAAAUCUGGUGAACAGAUCACUGGUGAACCUAAUGGCUCGGACGCCAUGGCUGCUGCUGCUAUCAUCACUCCAGAAGGCGACAACAGAGUUGUCACUGCUGAACGGUGAGGGAGAAUCCUUCUUGCUAUUAUUGUGGUGGCAAUUGAGGUUGAAGUGAGAUGAGAGAUUCAUCUGUUGUACUAUGCGCCAAAAUUAGAUUGUACAUAGUAAAAUAUUGUAACUUUUAGGCAUCCGACAUUGGUUCUCAGAGUUUUAGUGUUUUAUUCUGGUGUUCAAAUGUAAUUGAAAUCUGUCAUUUUGUAUCCCAAAUCGAUACACCUCAGUAAGCAUAAAAGCAUUUUGGAAGAGCA
Molecule: messenger RNA, 1307 nt
Organism: Lycium barbarum (goji berry)
Lineage: Eukaryota; Viridiplantae; Streptophyta; Magnoliopsida; Solanales; Solanaceae
Product: GATA transcription factor 24-like
Exons: 7
Coding region: 88-1065 (325 amino acids)
Biological process (GO): regulation of DNA-templated transcription
Molecular function (GO): zinc ion binding; sequence-specific DNA binding; protein binding
Source: RefSeq, a predicted model, not a curated record